AUGGCUAUUAUCUUUCGUUAUGUGGAUAAGAAUGGUUGUGUGAUUGAACGUUUCAUUGGCAUUGAACAUGUUGCUAAUACCACUGCCAUAACACUUAAAGAAGCUAUAGAUGCAUUGCUUUGUAAACAUGGUUUAAGCAUAUCAAGUUUACGUGGCCAAGGUUUUGACGGAGCAAGUAAUAUGAGUGGGGAACUUAAUGGCUUAAAAACACUUAUUUUGAGGGAGAAUUCCAAUGCUUUUUAUGUCCAUUGUUUUGCGCAUCAGCUCCAGUUAGCUUUGGUGGCUGUAGCAAAGAAACAAAGCAUUGCUCUCAAAGUUAUUCAAGCAUUGAAAGAUGGAGAACUUACAAGUGGAAGAUGCUUAAAUCAAGAAAUUAAGAUUAAGCGUCCAUCUGAUACACGUUGGGGCUCCCAUUAUGGUACGCUCAUAAACUUUACUGCCAUGUUCUCAUCCAUAAUUGAUGUGCUAGAUGAAAUAGCAUUUGACAAAGUAGGUUCUGAUCAGAAACAUGAUGCAUUUAUUUCAUUGGGGUUAUUGCAAUCUUUUGAUUUCAUAUUUAGUCUGCACUUGAUGAGGAUUGUACUUGGAAUUAGUCAUGAGUUGUCACAAGCCUUGCAAAAAGAUGAUCAAGAUAUAGUAAAUGCAAUGGAUCUAGUGAAAAUUUGCAAAACAAGAUUGCAAGAUAUGAGGGAUAAUGGAUGGGAUUCUUUAUUACAGCAAGUUGUUGCCUUCUGUGGCAAAGAAAAUAUUAUGGUUCCCAACAUGAGUGAUCAACAUCUAUGUAAAUGGAAAUCAAAACGCAAAAGUCCAGAAAUCACAAAUAUGCACUAUUAUCGCUUUGAUUUCUUUUGUGCUGUGAUAGAUCUCCAACUUCAAGAGCUAAACAAUCGUUUCAAUGAGGUCAAUACUGAGUUACUCCUUUGUUUGGCAUGUUUAAGUCCUCUUCACUCAUUUUCUGCUUUCAACAAGCAACGUUUGAUGCUUCUUGCUCAAUUUUAUCCGAAUGAUUUUUCUACAUCAGCUUUGUUGGUACUAGAGUCUCAGCUUGAUAUAUAUAUGGAUGAUAUGCAAUCUAACACAAAGUUUCAAGACUUGCAAGGAAUUUCUUAUCUAGCACAGAAACUUGUUGAGGCAGGAAAGCACAAGACAUAUCCAUUUGUCUAUCUACUCAUAACCUUGGCACUAGUACUUCCUGUUACAACAGCCACAGUUGAAAGAGCAUUCUCUGCCAUGAAUAUCAUAAAAAAUCGACUGCGAAAUCGAAUGGGUGAUCAGUGGUUGAAUGAUAGCUUAACAGUAUACCUUGAGAAAGAUAUAUUCAAUGUCAUUGACAAUGAGCUUAUAAUUCAACGAUUCCAAAACAUGGCUCCUCGUCGAGGACAGCUAUAG
Molecule: messenger RNA, 1389 nt
Organism: Rosa chinensis
Lineage: Eukaryota; Viridiplantae; Streptophyta; Magnoliopsida; Rosales; Rosaceae
Product: zinc finger MYM-type protein 1-like
Exons: 2
Coding region: 1-1389 (462 amino acids)
Molecular function (GO): protein dimerization activity
Source: RefSeq, a predicted model, not a curated record